AUGAUUCAUUUGACCGUGGCUUCGCCCUACCUUGCAAGCUACAAACCACUCCCCCAGCCUUUUGUUUUCCUCCCUCUAGCUCUAGAGGUCUACUAGUCUUUGGGAUGAGAGGAGAGGAGCCACCACUAACCCUUAAUCAAAGUCCUUAACCUUGAUUAGCUCCCUCCUAAUCCCCAGCUUUAGAGUUGAGGCCUUGAGGGCCAAACAAACACCCUUGUUGUCUCGUCCCUCCUGCUGCCCCCCUGCGUCCCUGUUGCUUGCUGCGCCGGUUCUUGGGGGCCGAGGAGACGUCGCCGUAGGCCGGGGCGGCAUGUCGAACGCCGGCGAGGCCCGAGGCGUGGGGACCGGGCGCGGGUCGCGGCUGCCGCGGUGGACGCGGCAGGAGAUCCUGGUGCUCAUCGAGGGGAAGCGGGUGGUGGAGAGGAGCGGCCGCGGCCGCGGCCGGGGGCGGGCCAGGGGGGGCGACGGCGGCGCGGAGCCGACCAAGUGGGCGGCGGUGGCGGAGUACUGCCGGCGCCACGGCGUCGACCGCGGGCCCGUGCAGUGCCGCAAGCGCUGGAGCAACCUCGCCGGCGACUACAAGAAGAUCAGGGAGUGGGAGCGCGUCUUCGCGGCCAGGAAGGAGGCCUCGUUCUGGGCCAUGCGCAACGACGCGCGCCGGGAGAGGCGCCUCCCGGGGUUCUUCGACCGCGAGGUGUACGACAUCCUCGAGGGGCGCGCCGUCGGUAAUGUGGCGGCGGCGGCGGCCACGGCCGCGGCGCGCCCUGUUGUGGUGGACGUGGAGAGCAAGGCGGAGAUGACCGCGGCGGCGAUCGACGGCGGCCGCGGGGACGAUGGGGCCGGGCUGUUCUCGUCGUCUGAGGACGAGGAUGAUCAAGAAGACGAUGCGGCCACGCCAAGCCCCACUCCGACGCCGACGCCGACGCCGACGCCGCCGGCGGCGCCGGUGGCCUUACCCAUCUCCGAGAAGACGGCUGAUGUGCCCAGACAAGAGAGCUCCGAGCAAGCAGGCACAUCAAAAAGAAAGCAGCCAGAGCAAAUUACGGAGGACUCACCAGCACAGUAUGGGGAGAAGAGGCAGCGCAGCGAUGACAACACCUCUGGACGAGCUGCCAUGACCAACCUGCAGGGGCAGCUGGUGGAGAUCCUAGACCGAAGUAGCCAGAUGGUGGCGGCACAGCUGGAGGCACAGAACAUCAACAGCCGACUGGACAGGGAGCAGAGGAAGGACCAGGUGAGCAGCCUGCUCGGUGUGCUCGGCAAGGUGGCUGAUGCCCUCUACAGAAUUGCUGAUAAGCUGUAGCCGCCACAGGAUGUGUCUUGAGCACCGUAAAUAAAACGCUGCAAGAAUGUACAGAAGAAUGUACAGAUUGAUACAGGUUCUUGGCAUCCUAUUGUUCUUGUGGGUUGGUUCUGAAAUUUGGUCAGAAACCUGAAAUGGGAUGCCCUUUUUUUUUUAACCCAUGGAAUGUGUAUCUGUAUGCCUCCAUGGUGCAAAACUCUGUAUUAUGCUGGCUCUGGAUCCUGCAGAGGAAUUGAAGUGCAUAUCUGAU
Panicum virgatum (switchgrass) is the source of this 1553-nucleotide messenger RNA. Its product is annotated as trihelix transcription factor ASR3-like. The coding region runs from base 311 to 1303 and encodes 330 amino acids. NCBI's taxonomy places the organism in Eukaryota, Viridiplantae, Streptophyta, Magnoliopsida, Poales, Poaceae. The transcript has 3 exons. The record is from RefSeq and is a predicted model, not a curated record.